Molecule: messenger RNA, 3557 nt
Organism: Erigeron canadensis
Lineage: Eukaryota; Viridiplantae; Streptophyta; Magnoliopsida; Asterales; Asteraceae
Product: serine/threonine-protein kinase BRI1-like 2
Exons: 1
Coding region: 94-3438 (1114 amino acids)
Biological process (GO): protein phosphorylation
Molecular function (GO): receptor serine/threonine kinase binding; ATP binding; protein kinase activity
Source: RefSeq, a predicted model, not a curated record
UUUUUUUCCAACUUUUAUUCACUCCAUUAUAUAUACCACCUUUUGACUUACUUAGACAACAAGCACCAAGCUUCUGCAACUCACACUUCUCCAAUGGAGAUCAACACAUUACAUCUAUACUUUUAUGCAUCUAUAUCCUUUACAUUCAUAUUAUUAAACUCAGCUUCAAAUUUAAAACACUCUUCCAUACCCAAACCAAACCCCUACACUUCAUCAACCGCCAUUAAAACCGAUUCUCAAGCAUUGUUCGAGUUCAAAGACAUGAUAGAAGAUGACCCAAAUGAAGUCUUCUCAACUUGGCAGCCCAACAAGACUCCAUGUAAAUGGUAUGGAGUCACAUGUACCGAUGGUCGAGUCACUCAACUAGACUUAAGUGAGUCAUAUCUCAAGGGUUCGGUCUCUUUCGAUCCUUUUUCAUCUUUAGAUAUGUUAACUAUCUUGAACUUAUCCGAAAAUCAACAUUUGUUUAUCAACUCAACUUCUUUGUUUCAACUUCCAUUAAGUAUAGAACAAAUUAUACUAUCUAAUAGUGGUAUCAAAGGCUUACUUUUCGAUAAAUUUUUUGUCAAAUUCAAGAAUCUUGUAGUCAUAAAUCUUUCCCAAAAUAAUCUAACUGGUUUGUUACCCGAAACCCUUGUGUCGAAUCCUGGUUUGGUUCAAGUUCUUGAUCUAUCUUCUAAUGACAUAUUUGGAACUAUUCCUGUCACAAUUUCAAAUUAUACUAAUCUCAAGAAUUUGAAUCUUUCAUAUAAUUUGAUCAAUGGUGACUUACCAAAAUCUUUGGGAAAUUUACAAAGCAUACAAAUUCUUGGUGUUUCUCAUAAUCAACUCACUGGUUGGAUUCCUAAUGAGUUGGGUGAUCUUUGUGAAUCUUUAUUAGAACUCGGGCUUUCGUCUAACAACAUCAGUGGGACAAUUCCUGGUUCAUUAUCUUCGUGUGCUUGGCUCCAAGUUCUUGAUCUUUCCAACAAUAAUCUCACUGGUUCAUUACCCGAUUCUUUCUUUCAAAACAUGGGUUCUCUAGAGAGAUUAAUUUUAAGUGGUAACCAUAUUUCCGGGUCAUUUCCCCUGUCUCUUUUGGUCUGUGAGAAGUUAAAAGUGUUGGAUUUCAGCUCAAAUAUGUUUUCAGGAACUAUCCCAUCUGGGAUAUGUUCAAGAGCAUCUUCACUUGAAGUGAUUCGAGUUCCAGAUAAUUUGUUUGUAGGCCAAAUCCCGGAAGAUUUAUCACAAUGCUCGAAUCUAAAAACGAUAGAUUUCAGCUUGAACUACCUCAAUGGUUCAAUCCCAGCUGGGCUAGGAAAUUUAGAAAAUCUAGAGCAGUUUAUCGCUUGGUACAAUGGGUUGGAAGGGAAUAUUCCGGUUGAAUUGGGGAAGUUAAAGAAUUUGAAAGAUCUUAUUUUAAAUAAUAAUCACCUCUCUGGCCCUAUUCCAGUGGAACUCCUAAAAUGCAGUAAUCUUGAAUGGCUGUCAUUGACAAGCAACUCACUUUCUGGUGAAAUCCCACCAGAAUUCGGUUUGUUAUCGAGGCUAGCUGUCUUACAGUUAGCAAACAACAGUUUGAGUGGCACAAUUCCAACGGAACUGGGAAAUUGUAGCAGCCUAGUUUGGUUAGAUUUGAAUAGUAAUAAGUUAACCGGUGAAAUCCCACCUCGAAUAGGAAGACAUAUUGGAGCACAACCCUUGAUAGGAAUUCUAUCAGGAAAUACCAUUGUUUUUGUUAGGAAUAUUGGGAAUUCUUGUAAAGGAGUCGGUGGUUUGCUCGAAUUUGCUGGAAUCCAGCCUGAAAGACUACAACAGGUUCCAACUUUGAGGACUUGUGACUUUACAAGAAUGUAUUCAGGCGCCAUUUUGAGCUUGUUUACCCAGUAUCAAACUCUAGAGUAUCUUGAUCUUUCUUAUAACAAUCUUAGUGGGAGAAUUCCGGAUGAAUUUGGUGAAAUGAUUGCGUUACAGGUUCUCGUGUUGUCUCAUAAUCAAUUAUCUGGUGAGAUGCCGGAUACAUUUGGGCAUUUGAAGAACUUGGGUGUGUUUGAUGCAUCACAUAAUAGGCUUCAAGGACAUAUUCCGGAAUCAUUUUCAAAUCUUUCAUUUUUGGUUCAGAUUGAUCUUUCUAAUAAUGAGUUAACUGGCCAGAUUCCGACAAGAGGGCAACUUAGUACGUUACCUGAGAGUCAGUAUGCAAACAAUACAGGACUAUGUGGGGUCCCGUUGCCCGAAUGCAACACGAUGAGUAACCCGGUGGCAGAUUCUGGUGGUGAUGGUCGAAAAAAUGGAGGUAAUAGGCGGUCAUCGACUAAAACUUGGGCUAACAACAUUAUAGUUGGAAUUCUCAUUUUGGUUGCUAUAGUGUGUUUGUUGGUCGUUUGGGUGAUUGCAAUGCGAUUGAAACAAAAGGUAGUUGAAGAACAAAAAUUGCUUGAGAGAUUACAAGCUUCUCGUUCGGCCACAACAUGGAAGAUUGAAAAGGAGAAAGAGCCAUUGAGCAUCAAUGUAGCUACAUUUCAAAGACAACUGCGAAAGCUGAAGUUUUCGCAGUUGAUUGAAGCCACCAAUGGGUUCUCAUCUGAGAGCCUAAUUGGUUGUGGUGGCUUUGGAGAAGUUUUUAGAGCAAAAUUAAAGGAUGGGUCAAGUGUGGCAAUCAAGAAACUCGUUCGCUUGAGUAACCAAGGUGAUCGUGAGUUCAUGGCCGAAAUGGAAACUCUAGGGAAAAUCAACCACAAAAACCUUGUACCAUUGUUAGGGUAUUGUAAGAUUGGCGAAGAAAGACUUUUGGUUUAUGAAUUUAUGGAGUUCGGUAGCCUUGAUGAAAUGCUCCAUAGGCGAUCAAUGAAGGGUGCAUCAAAUUGUAGGAUCUUGAGUUGGGAAGAAAGGAAAAAGAUAGCAAGAGGUGCCGCAAAAGGGUUAUGUUUUUUACAUCAUAAUUGCAUCCCUCACAUCAUCCAUCGCGAUAUGAAGUCAAGCAAUGUGUUACUAAACCAUGAAAUGGAGGCUCAUGUUUCAGAUUUUGGGAUGGCAAGGCUAAUCAAUGCGCUUGACACACAUCUAAGCGUGAGUACUUUGGCGGGAACCCCUGGAUACGUCCCGCCAGAAUACUAUCAAAGUUUUAGGUGCACGGCAAAAGGCGAUGUCUAUUCGUUAGGAGUGGUAUUCUUAGAACUUUUAUCCGGUAAAAGACCAACGGAUAAAGAUGACUUUGGUGACACAAAUUUAGUCGGGUGGACGAAAACGAAGGUCCGGGAAGGGAAAUCAAGAGAAGUUAUCGAUCCCGAACUACUAUCAAACCCCGAUGAACAAGAAAGGGAAGACGUGAAGGAAAUAAUAAGGUUUUUGGAAAUAACGUUGCAAUGUGUUGAUGAUUUCCCUUCAAGAAGGCCAAAUAUGUUACAAGUUGUGGCCUUGCUUAGAGAUCUAAAUGUGCCUAGAAAUCUUGUUACUUAGUUCUCUUGUUAUACGAACCGUAGUAAAAUUUGGUUUGUCAAUAUCGUUUUUUUGUCGACCUUUUGAAUGUAAUACUUCUUUCUUAGACGAUCAUUUUAUAAAGUUGUUCAUUAUACAUA